AUGGCCAACCCACGAGUUGAGGAGCUCCCCGACGAGCCAGAGAAGAGGGACGUUGAGGUCGAGGACGAAUCAUCUGAUGAGUCAGAAGACGGUGCUGGUGAGGCCGGUAUCCCUGCCGGUGCGCAGGUUGCAGUUCACAACCGGAACGAGAAAAAGGCGAGGAAGUCCAUUGCGAAGCUCGGACUGAAGCGCGUUGAGGGUAUCACUCGGGUCACUCUUCGGAGACCAAAGAACAUUCUCUUCGUCAUCAGCCAGCCCGAGGUCUACAAAUCAGUGAACAGCAACACAUGGAUCAUCUUUGGUGAGGCCAAGAUUGAGGACCUUAACUCUCAGGCUCAAGCAUCUGCGGCACAACAACUCGCAGCUCAAUCUGCACACGAGGGUCACGACCACGACCACGACCACGAUGACAAGGGCAAGGCUAUCGAAGGCGACUCCAAGAAGGCUGCCGAGGAGGAGGAAGACGAUGGCGAAGAAGUCGAUGACACAGGUCUUGAGGCGAAGGACAUUGAGCUCGUCAUGGCUCAAGCAAGCGUGAGCCGGAAGAAGGCCAUCAAGGCGCUUAAGGAGAACGACAACGAUAUUCGUUCUGCUGCCCUUAAGAUCGACUGGGCCAACCUUGGCACCAAACUCGGCCUCCGUGGUAACACCGCGUCGGCGCUCGCUGCCUUCAAGAAGCGCAACGACGACGCCCGCCGCCGAGUGCAGAUUCUCUCUGAGCAGGCCCAGACCGUCGACUUCGCGCACUACCGCCAAACGCUUAAGAACCAGGACAUCAUAAACGACAUCAAGAAGCAGUUGAACGGCUUCCAGGUGAAGAAAUACGAUGUCAGCAAGCAGAUUAAGGCUAUCGAGGCGUUCGAGGCUCAGGCCGUGAAGAGUGCCGAGGAGACCAAGAGCAAGGUCGACGCGGAGCUGCAAGAUCUGGAGAAGACACUGAAGAACAUCGAGACUGCCCGACCCUUCGAGGAUCUCACAGUGGACGAAGUCGUUGCCGCCCGACCAGAAAUUGACAAGCGCGUCGAGCAACUCGUUUCCAAGGGCCGAUGGGCCGUUCCAGGCUACAAGGAGAAAUUUGGUGACAUGUCCAUCAUGUAA
Dissoconium aciculare CBS 342.82 is the source of this 1098-nucleotide messenger RNA. Its product is annotated as ATP synthase D chain, mitochondrial. The transcript has 5 exons. Gene Ontology annotation, biological process: proton motive force-driven ATP synthesis; protein targeting to membrane. The record is from RefSeq and is a predicted model, not a curated record. Gene Ontology annotation, cellular component: nascent polypeptide-associated complex; cytoplasm. The coding region runs from base 1 to 1098 and encodes 365 amino acids. Gene Ontology annotation, molecular function: proton transmembrane transporter activity. Lineage: Eukaryota; Fungi; Ascomycota; Dothideomycetes; Mycosphaerellales; Dissoconiaceae.